AUGAUUUGGAUUUAUCAGACUUUUUAUUUCAUUUUCUUACUUGCUUCAGUUUACGGUGAAUGUGUGACUCAGAUCUAUGAAAAUACAUACUUCCAAGGAGGAGACCUCUCCACAGUUUUCACACCAAGUGCCAAUUACUGUCAAAUAGUGUGUACUUACCAUCCUACCUGUCUGCUCUUCACAUACUUGCCAGUGACAUGGACUAAAGAUCCUGCAAAGAGGUUUUCCUGCUACUUAAAAGACAGUGAUACUGAAAUGUUGCCAAAAGUGGAUAUGGAAGGAGCUGUUUCUGGACAUUCUUUAAAACAAUGUAACAUCAAAAUUAGUGCUUGCAGCCCAGAUGUCCACAUAGGUCUGGAUAUGGAAGGGGAAAAUUAUGAUGUUACUGUGGCUGAGAGUUAUCAACAGUGUCAAAAAAGAUGCACCAAUGAUGACCACUGUCAUUUUUUUACAUAUGCCUCAAAAACAUUUCACAAUGCAAGCUUUCGUGAAAAAUGCUUCUUGAAACAUACCAGGUUAGGAACUCCAACCAGCAUAAGGGUGCUUGAUGAGGUUGUGUCUGGAUUCUCCUUAAAGCCAUGUCAGCUUUCUGAAAUAGAUUGUAAAACGGACCUUUUUGAACAUCAAGAAUUUUCAGGAAUGAAUGUUACAAGUUUUUUCACUCCCGAUACCUCUGUCUGCCAGACUAUUUGUACUUAUUUUCCAAACUGCCUGUUCUUUACGUUUUUCACCAAGGAAUGGCAAAUAGCAUCCCAAAGAAAUCUUUGCCUUCUGAUGACCUCAACAAGUGGAACACCAGAGGCGCUUACGUUACGAGAAAAUGCAAUAUCGGGCUUUGGUCUCCUAAAUUGCAGAAGAUACUUUCCUGCCUGCAAUUCUCGCACUUAUGUGCAUAUGAAUUUUUUGGGAGAUGAACUCAAUGUCACUUAUACAAAAGGACACAAAGCCUGUCAGCAGGUUUGCACAGACAUGAUCCGCUGCCAAUUUUUUACCUACUUUCCCCUCAAAGAUUCAUGCAAUGUGGAAAGAAAAUGUGAGUGUCAUCUAAGAAUGUCCUCAAAUGGAUCUCCAGUGGAAAUACAACAUGGGCCAGGAAGGAUCUCUGGAUACUCACUAAGAUUAUGUAAAAAAAAGGCCAGUACUGUAUGCAUGCAGCAUUCUGCAAGAACUAUUAGGAUAGUUGGAGGGACAGACGCUUCCCCUGGUGAAUGGCCGUGGCAAGUAAGCUUGCAUGUGAAAUUGUUUCGUCGGAGACAUCACUGUGGGGGCUCUAUCAUCAGUAACCAGUGGAUUCUUACAGCUGCUCACUGUUUCAUGAGUCGUCAGAAUCCCAACAUUUGGCGUGUUUAUGCUGGUAUUUUAAAACAAUCAGAAAUAAAAGAGGAUACACCUUUCUUCAAAGUGGAAGAGAUUAUUAUUCACCCUCAGUAUACAUAUGCCCAGACUGGAUAUGACAUUGCUUUACUGAAACUUGACAAGCCUAUGAAUUUUACUGAUCUUCAACUACCUAUUUGCCUGCCAUCGAAAGAGGAAGCUAACAUGCUUUAUACUGACUGUUGGGUAAUUGGAUGGGGUUACAGAAAGGAAGGAGGUCUUGUAGAAGAUAUUCUUCAGAAAGUUACUGUUCCCCUAAUGUCAAAAGAGGAAUGCCAGGCAAGAUACCGGAAGCGCAGAAUAGAUGACAAUGUGAUCUGUGCUGGCUAUGAUGAAGGUGGAAGGGAUGCUUGCAAGGGAGACUCGGGAGGACCACUGUCAUGCAAGCAUGAGGAGGUGUGGUAUCUCGUGGGCAUCACCAGCUGGGGUGAAGGGUGCGCUCGCCCCAGGCAGCCGGGUGUCUAUACAAAAGUUGUUGACUAUUUAGACUGGAUUCUAGAAAAAACUACAUAGUAGAUGGACCUCGUGACAGCAAAUUGCCAAAGGAAACUUAGCUCUUUCUGUGGAAGGGAUAAGGGGUCUCAGAGACAGCAGUACUGCAACAUAUUUUAAGGAGGCCAGCUGGAUGGGCAGUGCAGGGUGUUGAUGAG
This is a messenger RNA of Cygnus olor (mute swan), 2024 nucleotides long. RefSeq names its product coagulation factor XI-like. Lineage: Eukaryota; Metazoa; Chordata; Aves; Anseriformes; Anatidae. Gene Ontology annotation, biological process: proteolysis. The coding region runs from base 1 to 1887 and encodes 628 amino acids. The transcript has 16 exons. Gene Ontology annotation, cellular component: extracellular region. The record is from RefSeq and is a predicted model, not a curated record. Gene Ontology annotation, molecular function: protein binding; serine-type endopeptidase activity.